Molecule: messenger RNA, 1014 nt
Organism: Lactuca sativa (garden lettuce)
Lineage: Eukaryota; Viridiplantae; Streptophyta; Magnoliopsida; Asterales; Asteraceae
Source: RefSeq, a predicted model, not a curated record
AUGGUUGAACUUGUGUAUUUUUUCUACAAGGUUGCCGUUAUACUUAGAAGUCGAAAAAAGUGUUUGCGGGUACUAAAGUUGUUGGUGCUAAUAUGUGCUAUCGUAUACGGCAUUUAUGUAUAUUCUACAUAUUUGAAGCAUAUACACAUCGAGAAAAAGAGGGAAUUUUUAGAGUUUCAAGUAAUCAAGGCGUUCCAUUAUAAUAAUGUCGUUUAUCAGUCUCCAAUCGCUCAUUUGCAUCACCCAAAACCCAAAACUUUCAACAGAAAGCCUGUGCGCUUGUUUGUCAUAAUGUCCAUGCAAAGAUCAGGAAGUGGUUGGUUCGAAACUUUACUGAAUAGUCAUAUGAAUAUAAGCUCCAAUGGCGAGAUUUUUGGUCAGAAAAAAAGGAGACAAAAUCUUACCUCGAUUAUUAACACACUCGAUAGAGUUUAUAAUAUGGACUUGAUUACUAGUUCUACAAAGAAUGAUUGUUCUGCUGCGAUUGGAUUUAAAUGGAUGCUUAAUCAGGGUUUGAUGGAAUACCCUAAAGAGAUUCUUGACUACUUUUCUAAAAGGGGCGUUUCAAUCAUUUUCUUCUUGAGAAGAAAUAUGAUGCGUAGAUUAGUUUCUAUACUUGCGAAUUCAUUCGAUAAAGAUGCAAGGGUUCUAAAUGGCAUUCAUGUAUCUCAUGUACACUCGCAUGGAGAGGCUUUGUUAUUGUCGAGAUUUAAACCCACAAUCAAUGUAACGUCACUGAAAUCGGAUUUGGGAAAGAUGGAAUCAACAGCCAUGAAGGCGCUUGAGUACUUUAAUUGCACGAGGCACAUCAUAGUGUAUUAUGAAGAUCUAAUCAACAACCCUUAUAAACUUACACAAGUGGAAGACUUUUUGAAGCUACCACGAAUGAAAUUAAGUAGUCGACAAGUGAAGAUACAUAAAGGACCAUUGUCAGAACACAUCAACAACUGGAAAGAUGUCAACAAGACUCUUAUUGGAACAACUUACGAGAGAUAUCUUAGAUCGGACUAUUGA